Messenger RNA from Meriones unguiculatus (Mongolian gerbil), 7747 nucleotides. RefSeq names its product Ras protein specific guanine nucleotide releasing factor 2 (gene Rasgrf2). The transcript is spliced from 28 exons. Gene Ontology annotation, cellular component: plasma membrane. Lineage: Eukaryota; Metazoa; Chordata; Mammalia; Rodentia; Muridae. Gene Ontology annotation, biological process: positive regulation of GTPase activity; Ras protein signal transduction. Gene Ontology annotation, molecular function: guanyl-nucleotide exchange factor activity; protein binding. Bases 122 to 3877 code for a protein of 1251 amino acids. The record is from RefSeq and is a predicted model, not a curated record.
UCGGGCGCGAGCCGCGGGCGGGGCGCCGGGGCAGGCGGCCCGGGGGCGACCUCCCGGAGAGCGCGCCGCGAUGGCCCAGCCGCGGGGCUGAGGUGCCCGCACGCCCCUCCGCGCCCUCGCCAUGCAGAAGAGCCUGCGCUACAACGAGGGGCACGCCCUGUACCUGGCUUUCCUGGCACGCAAGGAGGGCACCAAGCGCGGCUUCCUGAGCAAGAGGGCGGCCGAGGCGAGCCGCUGGCACGAGAAGUGGUUCGCGCUCUACCAGAAUGUGCUCUUCUACUUCGAGGGCGAGCAGAGCGGCCGCCCAGCGGGCAUGUACCUCCUGGAGGGCUGCAGCUGCGAGCGGACGCCCGCGCCACCCCGGACCGGCGCGGGACCCGCGGGCGCCCGGGACGCGCUGGACAAGCAGUAUUACUUCACUGUCCUUUUUGGGCACGAAGGUCAGAGACCCCUGGAGCUGCGCUGUGAGGAGGAGCAGGCUGGGAAGGAGUGGAUGGAGGCCAUUCACCAAGCCAGUUAUGCGGACAUUUUGAUCGAGAGGGAAGUGUUAAUGCAGAAGUACAUUCAUCUGGUUCAGAUUGUGGAGACAGAAAAAAUUGCCGCUAACCAACUCCGACAUCAGCUUGAAGAUCAAGAUACCGAAAUUGAAAGGCUUAAAUCAGAGAUUGUUGCUCUUAAUAAAACCAAGGAACGGAUGCGCCCUUACCACAGCCAUCAAGAGGAUGAGGAUCCAGACAUCAAGAAGAUUAAGAAGGUUCAGAGCUUCAUGAGAGGGUGGCUGUGCAGGAGGAAGUGGAAGAGCAUCGUGCAGGACUACAUCUGUUCUCCCCACGCCGAGAGCAUGAGGAAGAGAAACCAGAUAGUGUUCGCCAUGGUGGAAGCCGAGUCGGAGUACGUGCAGCAGCUCUACAUCCUGGUCAACGGUUUCCUCAGGCCCCUGCGGAUGGCAGCCAGCUCCAAGAAGCCCCCCAUUCGCCAUGAUGACGUCAGCAGUAUUUUUCUCAACAGUGAAACGAUCAUGUUUCUUCAUGAAAUAUUCCAUCAAGGACUAAAGGCAAGACUGGCAAAUUGGCCUACUUUGAUUUUAGCUGAUCUAUUUGACAUUUUGCUGCCCAUGCUGAACAUUUAUCAAGAAUUCGUGCGUAAUCACCAGUACAGCCUCCAAGUACUUGCCAACUGUAAGCAAAACAGAGACUUUGACAAGCUCUUAAAACAGUAUGAAGCCAACCCUGCCUGUGAGGGGAGGAUGCUGGAGACAUUCUUGACCUACCCCAUGUUUCAGAUCCCCAGGUAUAUCAUCACGCUGCACGAGCUCCUGGCUCACACCCCCCAUGAGCACGUGGAGAGGAAGAGUCUGGAGUUCGCGAAAUCGAAGCUGGAGGAGAUCUCCAGAGUGAUGCAUGACGAAGUGAGUGACACUGAGAACAUAAGGAAAAACCUCGCCAUUGAAAGGAUGAUCGUGGAGGGUUGUGACAUUCUGCUGGACACCAGCCAAACGUUCAUCCGUCAAGGUUCUCUUAUUCAAGUGCCUUCUGUUGAGAGGGGAAAACUUAGCAAAGUCCGCCUGGGCUCCCUGUCUCUGAAAAAGGAAGGCGAGAGACAGUGCUUCUUAUUCACAAAACACUUCCUGAUUUGUACCCGAAGUUCAGGAGGAAAGCUGCAUUUGCUCAAGACAGGUGGGGUUCUUUCUCUCAUCCAAUGUACGUUGAUUGAGGAGCCAGACGCAGGUGACGAUGACUCCAAAGGUUCUGGCCACAUGUUUGGACACCUGGAUUUUAAAAUAGUGGUGGAGCCUCCUGAUGCCGCUUCCUUCACUGUGGUCCUGUUAGCACCUUCACGCCAGGAGAAGGCUGCAUGGAUGAGUGACAUCAGUCAGUGCAUGGACAAUAUACGAUGUAAUGGUUUAAUGACUGUAGUGUUUGAAGAGAAUUCCAAAGUGACUGUGCCACAUAUGAUUAAGUCUGAUGCCCGUCUUCAUAAAGACGACACUGACAUCUGUUUCAGUAAAACGCUCGAUUCCUGCAAAGUGCCCCAGAUCCGCCACGCCAGCGUGGAGCGCCUCUUGGAGCGGCUGACGGACUUGAGGCUCCUGAGCACCGACUUCCUCAGCACCUUCCUGCACACCUACCGCAUUUUCACCACGGCCACCGUGGUGCUGGCGAAGCUCUCCGACACCUACAAGAGGCCUUUCACCUCCAUUCCUGUCAGAUCGUUAGAGUUAUUUUUCGCCACGAGCCAGAACAAUAGAGAACAUUUGGUGGAUGGAAAAUCUCCACGUCUGUGUCGAAAGUUCUCUUCCCCACCUCCCCUGGCCAUGUCCAGAACAUCCUCCCCAGUGAGGGCCAGAAAGCUGUCCUUGACCUCGUCCUUGAAUGCAAGGAUCGGAGCCUUGGACCUGACCACAUCCUCGUCUUCCAGCAGUCCCACCGCCACCCACAGUCCUGCCGCAUCCCCGCCACCUCACCCUGCAGCUGUCCUGGAUUCUGCAGCAGCUGACCGAGUAGCGGACUCUGCAGAGCUGUCUCCCUGUAGAUCCCCCUCCACUCCCCGGCACCUCCGAUACCGGCAGCCUGGAGGACAGGUAGCUGACAGUCCCCACUGCUCCGUUUCACCUGCCUCUGCUUUUGCAAUUGCCACAGCUGCAGCAGGACACGGGAGUCCACCAGGGUUUAACAAGACUGAGAGAACAUGCGACAAGGAGUUUAUCAUACGAAGAACAGCCACCAACCGCGUCCUGAAUGUCCUCCGCCACUGGGUCUCCAAGCAUGCACAGGAUUUUGAACUCAAUAAUGAACUCAAAAUGAAUGUUCUGAACUUGCUAGAAGAAGUUCUACGAGACCCAGACCUUCUUCCUCAAGAAAGGAAAGCCACGGCCAACAUCCUGAGGACAAACCUCAAUGUUGCGGUUCUGAAUCCCUCCCCGCGAAUGGGGGCUCUCCUUGGCAGCAUGGGCGGUGGCAGGCUCCCUGCUCCCGGGUUUUGGCACCAGAUGUUGGAAGCCACGUGGUCGUCCCGCCAGCAGAAACGCACGCAGACACAAGGAUCCUUCCGCAACAAGCCUUUAUUACAGGCUCUUUCACAAGAUGAUCAAGAUGACAUCCACCUAAAAUUAGAGGAUAUAAUUCAAAUGACAGACUGUCCAAAGGCGGAGUGCUUUGAGACGUUGUCAGCCAUGGAGCUGGCGGAGCAGAUCACUCUCCUGGACCACAUUGUUUUCAGAAGCAUCCCCUAUGAAGAGUUUCUUGGGCAGGGCUGGAUGAAGCUGGACAAAAAUGAAAGGACACCUUACAUCAUGAAAACCAGCCAGCACUUCAAUGAAAUGAGUAACCUGGUGGCCUCCCAGAUAAUGAAUUAUGCUGAUGUCAGCUCCCGUGCCAAUGCCAUUGAGAAGUGGGUAGCGGUAGCGGACAUUUGCCGGUGUCUACACAACUACAAUGGCGUUCUGGAGAUCACCUCAGCCUUAAACAGGAGUGCCAUCUACAGGCUAAAGAAAACCUGGGCCAAGGUGUCCAAGCAGACAAAAGCUCUGAUGGAAAAGCUUCAGAAGACAGUCUCAUCUGAAGGAAGAUUUAAAAACCUUAGAGAAACCCUUAAAAACUGUAACCCCCCAGCUGUCCCCUACCUUGGGAUGUACUUGACAGACCUGGCUUUCAUUGAAGAAGGGACACCGAACUUCACUGAAGAAGGCCUCGUCAAUUUCUCCAAAAUGCGAAUGAUAUCACACAUUAUUCGAGAGAUACGUCAGUUCCAGCAGACUGCUUACCGCAUAGACCAGCAGCCAAAGGUCAUACAGUACCUGCUUGACAAAGCCCUUAUCAUAGAUGAAGAUACACUCUAUGAGCUAUCACUCAAAAUCGAACCUCGACUCCCUGCUUGAAGAUCUGACCUUGUCCCUGAGACCAGAAGAAUUUCCUGGAAAGUGGGUCACACUUGGCACAGGGGGGACCCAGAGGGGCAACACCUGUCUCCUUUCACCACCAAAGAUGGAUCCAGACUGCAGUUCUGUCUCCAACCAGGGUGAAGCCCAGUGGCAUGGGUCAGAGACAGAUGUUCCAGCCUUGGGUGGGAAGGUGUAAAAUUUGAGGCUUAGGGAAGCUGAUGACAUAAUUUGCAUAGGGAUGCAAUGUAGGAGAUGCUGGUGACAGCUGGAAUGGAGUGGCGUGAAGGGAACUUCUCCUGUCCCGUGUUCUGUUAGAACUCGGGGACAAGGCCUAACUGAGAAGACUGUCAUGUUUCUUUGGCACUCUGCUAGCCUGGGCACACCUGUACCAAUCUUCCAGGACUUAACUGCUUCUAUUACAUUCCCUUAAUGCCAAACAUCAUGGCCAGGCUGAAGCUUGCUUUCUAAGCCUGACACACAUGCAGUUUUGAUAUGUAGCAUGAGCAUGGUUCUCAGUGCAUUCCAUGUGCAUGGGCGGAGUGGUGUGCCCUGAAAACAGCCUGUCUAGCCUUCCGGCAAGGGGUCAGGAAAUAAAAGGUUAGGAAAUAAGCGGAUUUGUGGGUAGCAUUUCCUUAAUUACAAGUAAGCAGUGUCCCACAGGCUUGAGUGGGGGGUUUCACUGAGACACUGGUGGUCCCAGGAAGCUGCCCCUUGGAGAGGCAGCUGUGGGGAUCACAGUGAGGUGCAUGGCCAUGUCAGUUAACCAACAAAACUGUGGAAUGUGAUAAUAAGGCCACCAAGUGCUAUGGAGAGACAUACCAUUCACUAAGCAAAAAACAAGCCUAAAAGUCAUCUUUGUACCUGGUUUUACUUGUUUUCUUCCCCCUAACGUACCCUAGAAACCUUUUCUGAUGUUCACAAACUUAAUUGGGUUCAUUGUGAGCAUUGGCUGUACUUUAAAAGCAAACAUUUAUGGGGGUUUUCUUUUGAAAGCCCACAUUUCUGUGCACUCUUGGAAGGUGGUCCUCUCUCCUGUCUCAACCAUCUUUGUUUAAAAAUGGUUCUGAGAUCAUUCUGAGUAAGAAUACUCAGUGUGUGAGAAAUGGCCCUGACCAUUUCUGCUCUUAUAGGAGAAAACCAAAUGCAGGGGUUUUCCCUGUGCCCCAAGCCUGGAGAAGUGACCUCACUCUUCCCAGGAUGGUCUGUGGUUAAAGGAACAGGGCUCCGUGGUUACCCCCUCUCCUAUUCUCAGGGAGACCACUGCUUUAAAGGAAGGAAGAAAUGGCAGUGAGGGAUCCUCAUUACCUGAGCCUUUUCUACCUUUUCUAUUUUCUCUUAGAGGCAUGAUGCUUAUUCAUGCUGACAGUGAAGAUUGAUUUGUCUAGUUAUUUUCCCUCUUCCCUUGCAUUUUCAUUAUGUGGUAGAGCUGAAAACAUCCCACUGGCUCCAAAGGCCCAGUAGAAGAAAUAGCAUUGGUAAUGGACCAUAGGACUAGAGAAGGAGACAUUUCCUGUAAAGUAAGGGUCUUCCCUGUGCAGAACUGCAUAAACAUGCACACACUAGGUAAAACGUUUGUAUUAUGUGAAUCCCACUCCGAAGCUCUUUUCAUAUUCGCCAGUGGCAUAGCACUAAGGGCCACCUAUAGAUGCUUUCUCCUUUCUACUUAUUUGUUUCCUGAGUUGCUUGCUUGUUCUCUCCAGUUUCAAAUAUGAGACUGAUGCAUUGUGCUGCAUGAUGGAAGCAUGAGCUGCGGGAUCCUAACUGUGCAUACCUAUGAUUGACUUCUCAGUGUUCAGAACGUUUGAAAGAACGUGUCGGUCACACCCACACCACAAGAUCUUACAGAGAUACAGUAAAGAGUAGCUUUCUUGAGAGGGCCACAGCAUACUGGUUCCACACAAAGCACCACUGGAGAAGGAGUGCCUCCUCUGCCUCCUCCCACCCCACGCCUGCCCCUCAGAGGACGGCUCUGUGUGCACUUGGCUUGGGAGUUUGGGCUCCUAUUUCACCAGUGUUACUUUUCAGAGGCCACUGAAGCCAUUCUUAUUAAAGAAAAAUAAGAGGAAUUCCUAAUGCUCCUUGACUGUUGAAAUGCUGCUUUUCCUACCCAGUGGCCAUUGUGGCCACUGCCAUUACUUUGCUCACAGAUUUUCUUCAGCUGGUUAGCACUAAAGAGCCGAGGAUCUUGCAUGGGUCAGCCAAGGCAGGACUGCACAUUUAAAAUAAAACACCUCAACUUGGUCACACUUAAAUUUCACCAGAACAAUUUGUGGUUUCUCUUCUGAUUGUUAAAAUUUCCUGUCCUUUAAAGCUUUGUAUGUGUUUGUGGGGUACAAUGCAUGCACCCCCCUACUUUAUGAGAUGCUUUUGUAUGCACCUGGGAGAGAGCUCCUAAAGUCAAGUAGUGAAUACGUGUGCUACCAAACUAACAGGAUAUCAGCUCAGUUCCGCGCUCUCAGAGGAAAUCUUUUCCUGUUGGUGGAAUGGCCUAGAGGCCUUGCGGGACGCCUAUCUAAGGCAGCUGCUCUUACUACAGAAACAAAUCUCUUACCAAAUGAAGCCACUGUACUGCAUGACAGUUUCAGGCGUGAAGUAUAAUGCUGCCACUUUUCUUCAACAAUUUAAAGAGGGGAUUUUAAACAGCUGUGACAAUGUCUUAGAAUGACUCUAACACAAAGACUCCUUUGCUGUCCGUUGGUCAGUGCAUCUCAAAGUACUGAUAUAAACAGUGAAAGUCAUGGAUCACGUGGAAGAGAAAAAUCCAGUGGGGGCCAUUUAAUGUGAUGAUGGGCCUUCCCCUCUUUCUCUCAUGGGAGGCGAGGCAAAACUGAGGGCUGUCACAGAUUGCAUCGUCCCUGAAGAGUAAUGCAUUAAGGCGAUCGUUCCUAAAACUGUAGGUGUUCACGUUAAAAAGCAGAUUUUACUAGAUGUUCUUUUCAACUUUGAUGUUAUUCCCCAUGAAACUGUCUCUUGUUUUAAAUAUGUUUCUUUUUUAAAUCCAGCCUACAAAAGUUAUCAUUUUUGCUAUGGUUGAGGUGGCAUAAAAGAUAAUAAUAUACUAUUUUUAGCCAGGCUAAUGUCCACAAAUUUAUUUUCAUUUCUGUGUGAAAUAAGAGUGUAAGUUUAGUGACUUUUUAUGGGCACCACUAUGUGAUUCCUAGAAGCAAGCCUCUGUCAGUGGGAUGUAACUGGCAUCCUUCUGGAGGCCAGUGGUAUCUUAGAGUGGGGCAGAAUAGAGCAGAGAGGGGCCUUUUGUUGUAGAUGCAGACAAAUGAAUUAUCUAGCAAAGUUUCCAUCUCGGGCGCUCGCGGCAUGGCAUUACGGUCAGGACUGACUGCUCUUGACGCAAUCUGCCCGAGGAAAUUAAUCACCCUGCUUCACAGCACUGACCCACUGUCUCCUCACAACCCAUUUCAUUUAACCAGAAGGCUGGUAUGUAAGCGCAUUGGAGCAGACCUCAACUUCAGCCCAGCUCUGCACUGUCCAGUGUUGACACUCCCAGGCUCACCUUCCUCAUCUGCAAAAUGGGAUUAGUCAUAAUUCCUGUGAUGUCUACCUCAUUGGGCUGUCCUGAGGACCAAAGGGGUCAGAAUGUAAACUUUAAAGUGCUGUACAAUUGUGAGGUAACUGAGUACCAUUCUCAGCUCUCUUUUGCAAAGGAAUGAAAUGUACUUCUUUUUUGUAUGUCUGUGCGUGUUUGUGUGUACAAACAUGUAAGUCAGAAAAGCACACUGUUUGUGUCUGGUCACUUUGCACAUUUGCUGUCAUUUGUCACUCUAAGGAGAGAUUUGUGCUGUGGCCUUGCCAAGUGAGGCGUAGGUUAUGCCAAGAUGCAAAUUAAACUCCGCCUUUCUUCAGUACUUAAAA